Acanthaster planci (crown-of-thorns starfish) is the source of this 1413-nucleotide messenger RNA. Its product is annotated as heterogeneous nuclear ribonucleoprotein C-like. Gene Ontology annotation, molecular function: RNA binding. Gene Ontology annotation, cellular component: nucleus. Lineage: Eukaryota; Metazoa; Echinodermata; Asteroidea; Valvatida; Acanthasteridae. The record is from RefSeq and is a predicted model, not a curated record.
AUUUGUUUACCAGUGAGCAGCCAUACUAUAUUUUUCCAGGCUUGUGUGAAAUGUAGCUAACUACUGACGUUACAAAUGUAGGGAAAUUCAGGAAUUGUAGCAGCCGUUAGGCUGCUACACUAUGAACAACAUGUUUGGAGGCCAGCACCCUGGUGGAUUCGGCUACAGUCAACAUGGGGGCUUUGGUAACCCCCAAGGUGCUGGUCCUCAGUUUACUGGUGGGGGUGGGGGUGCACAUGGCCCUCACGGCCCCGGGACAGGGAUGGUCGACCACACCAACAGGUACGCUGGCCUGACUCCAGGCAUCAGUAACGUGACUAACCGCAAUGACAUGAAGUCCAGGGCAUCCCGGGUCUUCAUCGGCAACCUGAACACAGGCCUGGUGAUGGCCAAGGAGAUAGAGAGCCGGUUCUGCAAGUACGGGCACAUCACGGGCAUCUCCAUCCACGAAGGCUACGGUUUUGUUCAAUACAGCAAUGAGCUGAAUGCAAGGCAGGCUAUUGAAGGGGAGUAUGGAGCCGUCCUGUGCCGGCAGCCCAUCGAUGUUAGAAUUGCCAGUGAGCCGAACCCAAACCGGCCUAAGGGUUUCAAGAGAGUUCAGGGAAAUGUCACAGGUGGUUACGUAGACCCUGCCACCCUCCCAGUCAUUGUGCCUUCAGGCCCACCAGCAGCCAAGAAACAGAAAACCUUCACCGGCAAAAAAGCACAGCAAUUCACUGGACAGGAGCCACCCAUCUGGAUGUGUGCUUACUGCAAGGUUCAUGUAGACAGCUGUUGGGGGUUGAUGAGGCACGUGGCUAGAGAACACCAGACGCAGAUCUACAUGGAUGACAUAUAAUGAAGACAGUGCUUACUAUAUUUGUAUAUGUACAUAUAGUGGAAGGAAAGGGGGCAAAGAGUUCAAAGGUCAUUUGUGCUCAAUUUGUAUAGAAUUUCACCGCUGUACUUUCAGCCGGGGCAUUUGGUUCAGAUCUCGAACUUUAAAAUUUUGAUUUAAAACUUACAUUUUUUGGAUGGUAUUUCUUUAUUUGUAUUUUGUCCUUUCUUGUCAUCAACCUCAUGGAUAAAAUGUGUGAUGUACUGAGCCCAUUGUUCUGAAUAACGUCAAAGGCUCAUUUAGAGAAAGUGUGCUCCGUUUUUGUUCCUCAACUCCCAACGCGCUGUCUGCCUCACCUUGCAACUCUCGGUGCUACCAACUUGUGGCAUGUCCAACUGCAGUGGGAGUGUAGCUUUGCCCCUGCUUCUGUAUCUCUAUGCACGCUAACCGCACUGUCCUUCCUUCGAAGACUGUCGAAAUGUUGUUCUAUCUUCCUGGGCAGGCCCCUCCCGGUGGAUCUGCGCCUACUGCAAGGACGAGGCAGACGACGAGUGGGAAUUGGUGAAGCAUGUGGCCUAUGCCCACAAGACGCAAAU